GGAGCGGUCAGGGAUCUCCGUAGUCUAGGUGGGGGAGGAGGAGGAGGGGGAGUGCCCGGUGUCUCGGAUCUCUACGUCUUCUCUUGGCUGCACUGCUGAAAAUGCUCUAUUGGCACACUCAGCCUGAACACUACAACCAGCACCCCAGCGGAGGCUACCUGCGUGACGUCCUUGCUCUACCGAUUUUUAAGCAGGAAGAACCGCAUAUCUCACCGGAAACGGAUGCAAAGCUGCCCCCAUUCCAGUAUGUCUUGUGCUCAGCUACAUCCCCUGCUAUUAAACUCCAUGAAGAGACCCUGACAUAUCUCAACCAAGGCCAAUCUUACGAAAUCCGUUUCCUUGACAACAGAAAAUUGGGAGAUUACCAAGACCUCAAUACCAAAUAUCUCAAGAGCAUUAUAAGGGUGGUUUUCCAUGAUCGGCGCUUGCAGUAUACGGAACAUCAGCAGCUAGAAGGUUGGCGGUGGAGCCGACCUGGGGAUCGCAUUCUUGAUCUAGAUAUCCCCUUGUCAGUUGGAAUUUUGGACCCCCGAUCUAGCCCAACACAACUAAACACUGUAGAGUUCCUGUGGGAUCCGUCCAAACGAGCGUCUGCUUUCAUUCAGGUACAUUGUAUUAGCACAGAAUUCACCCCGAGGAAACAUGGCGGAGAGAAAGGCGUUCCUUUCCGAAUUCAGAUUGAUACAUUUAAGCAGAGCGAGAAUGCAGAAUACACAGAACAUUUGCACUCGGCCAGCUGCCAAAUCAAAGUUUUUAAGCCUAAAGGAGCAGACCGCAAACAGAAGACGGACCGAGAGAAGAUUGAGAAGAGAACUAUGCAGGAGAGGGAGAAAUACCAAUCAUCCUACGAUACCACAAUCCUGAUCGAGUGUUCUCCGUGGCCAGAUAUUCCGUGUCAGUCAAAUUCAUCAUCUUCUCCCGGCUACAACAGCUCUCCAAACAGCUUUGGAAUAGGAGAGGGCAACUGUUCUCCAACCCCUCCGGUGGAGCAACCUCCUGCUAGAAAUGAGAAAGUGUCUGCAUUUAACAAUGAGGCUUGGAAUCAGGAGGAGAAAGGAAAGUAUCUUGUGCCGUCUGCAUCCAUACAAGAUGUGCAACAGUGGCUGCAACGCAAUAGGUUUCCUCAGUAUUGCAGACUUCUGUCCAGUUUCUCAGGUACCGACUUAUUAAAGAUGUCCAAAGAGGAUUUCAUCCAAGUCUGUGGCCCCGCGGACGGGAUCCGGCUCUUUAAUGCAGUAAAAGGAAGGAAUGUGAGGCCCAGACUGACUAUUUAUGUCUGCCAUGAAUCUGAACAAAACCGCACAAACCUGCAGCGCAAACGGGAGCUCAACGACAACGAUGUUUGUGUCUAUCAUGCCCUCUUCCUGGAAGAGCUGACUUCUUUUGAGCUGAUUGAGAAGAUUGCCAACCUGUACAGCAUCACCCCUCAACAGAUCAACCAGAUCUAUAGGCAGGGACCUACCGGGAUCCACGUGGUGGUCAGCACAGAGAUGGUUCAGAACUUCCAGGAGGAAUCUUGCUUUGUUAUCGGCACUGUGAAAGCUGAAAACGGUUCUGGAUAUCACAUCAUUUUAAAAUGAAAACGACUGAAUUGCACAAGAAGAUGAUUUUGGACCACCCGCAGUAGAGUAUUACACGGCCAGUGAACAAAAAAGGCCCCCCGUGUAAAAAAAAAAAAAUCUCUAGAAGAGGAAUUCUGCAUUUUUUGGGGGGGUUUAAAAUGUUUCUCGGCGAUCUUUUUUUUGUCCAGGAUCCUCCGGCGUGAUUUUGAGCUGUAGCGGUUUUCACUUGUAAAUAUUUCUAUGCCAGUCUUGUCUAUGCUCAAAGUCCAGCAUCUGGAACAUGUGAGAAUGUAAAUAUUAGAAUAUCCAAAAAGCUUUCUCAGCGCCGGAGUCCUGUGAAAACAAUUUUAUGCUUGCCGCACGAGAAACUUUCCUAUAUGUCUAUAAAAGCGGUUCCUAUGAUCAUUACUGAAAUACAUUUUACGGCGGCCUAUGUAUAAAAAAAAAAA
Messenger RNA from Rana temporaria (common frog), 2011 nucleotides. It is a transcript of the gene TFCP2L1, whose product is annotated as transcription factor CP2 like 1. The record is from RefSeq and is a predicted model, not a curated record. The coding region runs from base 102 to 1580 and encodes 492 amino acids. NCBI's taxonomy places the organism in Eukaryota, Metazoa, Chordata, Amphibia, Anura, Ranidae. The transcript has 16 exons. Gene Ontology annotation, biological process: regulation of transcription by RNA polymerase II. Gene Ontology annotation, cellular component: nucleus. Gene Ontology annotation, molecular function: DNA-binding transcription activator activity, RNA polymerase II-specific; RNA polymerase II cis-regulatory region sequence-specific DNA binding.